Molecule: messenger RNA, 4158 nt
Organism: Monodelphis domestica (gray short-tailed opossum)
Lineage: Eukaryota; Metazoa; Chordata; Mammalia; Didelphimorphia; Didelphidae
Gene: IL22RA1
Product: interleukin 22 receptor subunit alpha 1
Biological process (GO): cytokine-mediated signaling pathway
Cellular component (GO): plasma membrane
Molecular function (GO): protein binding; cytokine receptor activity
Source: RefSeq, a predicted model, not a curated record
CCCUCCUCCAGUCUCAGACCUGGGGUGGAACAGACUGCCUGGGCGCCACGGUUUCCCCAACCUCCGGAGCACACUGUAAGGGUUGAGUGGAGGAGAGAAGAAGAGGAUAGAAGAGAAGAGAGGAGACUCGAAAGAGAGAAGAGAAGCAAAGGAAGAAGAGGUGAGGCUCCCCUGACUCCUCUUCCAGGGGACCCAAUGAAGUGGUUACUAGUUUUCCUGAUCAUCAGCAUCCCAAAUGUAUACAAUGCAGAGGAGAGUCCUAAGCUUCUUCAGAACCUGAGGUUCCACUCAAGCAACUUUGAAAACAUCUUGAAAUGGGACAGCAUCCAGGGAAGCCCCCCAGACACAGUCUACAACGUGCAGUAUAAAAGGUAUGGAGACCCCAAAUGGAAGAACAAGGAUGAGUGUCAGAACAUCACUGAGACAUCAUGCAACCUGACCUAUGAGACCAGAGACACCGACGAGCAGUACUUUGCCAAGGUGACCGCCUCGAGCCGAGGCCAGAGAAACAUCCAGGAGUGGAGACAGACGCCGAGGUUCAGUGCCUGCCGAGACACACUCAUUAAGCCGCCCCUGGUGACCUGCAUCCCCAAUGUCAGGUCGGUCCGCCUCGUUGUGCAUCCCUCGCCCACCGCCCUCUGGACCAGCGACGGCCACUCCCAGACUCUGGAAGAGAUCUUCCCAGACCUGUUCUAUCGCCUCCAGCUGCACAUCAAUCAUACUUACCAAAUGCACUUGGAAGGCAAGAAGAAAGAAUAUGAAUUCUUUGGCCUGGCCCCAGACACAGAGUACCAGGGGGUCACCACGAUUUCCAUCCCAACCCCUUUCAAGGAGAGCCCUCCCUACACAUGUCGAGUGAGGACCCUGGCAGACCGGACAUGGAUUUAUUCCUUCUCAGGGGUGUCUCUGUUCACAAUGGGCUUCCUUGUAGCUGUGCUUUGUUACCUGAGCUACCGAUAUGUCAAGAAGCCUCCCAAGCAACCCAACUCACUGGAUGUCCAGAGAGUACUGACUUUUCAGCCACUGAGAUUCAUCCAGGAGCAUAUUUUGGUCCCAGCCAUUGACUUCAGCAGUUCUGGGGGCCUGGUUCCCCCUAUCCAAUACUCCCAGGUGAAGGUGCCUGGGCCCAGGGAGGCCCUGGGAGCUCCAUUGCCUUCUGGCCUGCCUGAAAUCACCUACCUUGGACAGAGCGAGAUACCCAUCCCUAUCCUCUUGGCUCACCAGGCACUUCCCCCACCAUCCUAUGCCCCUCAGACAAUCCUAGAUGUGGGACCCCCUUCUUAUGCCCCACAAGUGGUUCCUGAGACAAAGCCCCCAACCUAUGCCCCUCAGACCCUCUCUGAUCCAUGGCCCCCAUCUUAUGGGGCCUGCAUGGAGGGCUCAGGGGAAGAAAUAUCCCCACACCAGGACUUGAAUGGGACCAAAGGCCAACCUCAGCCCAACCAGACCCGAACUGGACCAAAUUCCCAGACAGAAGAACUCCAGCAGAACUCCAGAAGAGAAGAGUUCUUCCAUCAGCCCCCAGGACUCCGGAAAGAACAGCUGCCCAGCCGAGUCCUGCCCCUGGUUCACCCAACUGGGCCACUGGAAUCAGUAGCUCCAGGAUACUUGAGCAACCAAAUCUCUUUACUUUCCUCUGUCCAGGUGGAAGACCAGCCCUUUUCCCUCCCCUCCACCCCUUCCCUCCUAUUUCAACCCAGGGAGGAGAUGGGGGAAGCCUGGAGCCUCCUAGAUUCUGUAGUGUGUCCCAAGGAUGAGCUUUCUCCUCCAGGACCUGAAAGGAGCUGCCUAGCACAGGCUUCUCCAGAGUUUGAUAGGCUCUUCAGAGACUUGGACCUCACAGUACAGUGGGAGCCUUGAAGAAACGUGUGGGAACCAGCAUCCUCCACAUGCUCUGGCAGGCAUUGCCACACCCCCAAUCUGUAAUACAGCCUGGGGCAGAACCUCAUGCUAGUCACCCUGGGAAGUUGACUGAGAGGUUCUAGGGAGCAGAGCCCUUCCCCUCAAGGAGCACCCAUUUAUAUUUGGGUAAACACAGUCUCUGUUCUCAGGGAUCCUACAGUCAGAGAAAGGAAGUACAAUCCCUCUUCUCCCAGAAAUCUCAGCCUUGAGAAGGAAGGGGCAAUACUCUGCUUUGGGAGAGCCCUCAGUCUGAGGCAGGGGAAACACAAUCCUUGCGUUCAUGGGAUCUUCAGUCUGAGAGGGAAGACAGCAUCCCUUCUGAAAAGGAAGAUAGUCUCUGCCUUCAGGGAGUCCCUAGUCUGAAGAGGGAGACACAAACCUGGCCUUCAGGCCAUCCUCAGGCAGAGGAGAAAGGUACAGCUCUUGUCCUCAGAGAACUCUCAGUCUGCCCUAAGGAAGGCCUCCAGAGUGAAGAAAAGAGACAGCAUCUCUCAGGGAGUCCCUAGUCUGAAGGAAGGAGACAGGUCCUCCUAGGGAUCUCACAUUCUGAGGAGGGAUCAAGGAACCCUCAGGCUGAAGAGAGAGACAAAUCUUAGGUCCCCAGGAAGCUCUCAGAGGAGAAACAGCUUUUGUCCUCAAGAAGAUCCUUGGUCUGAAAGAGGGAAUCAGGCCCUUCCAGGGAAGCCCUCUUCUGUGGAGAUAGAUACAUCCCUUCUUUCAGAGUGCCUUUAUACUUAAGGGGACAUUCCCUGUUCUUGGGGAGCUCCACUCCUUUGUGGGGAGAAGAGCCUGGGGAAAGAGGGUGCUUAGGGAAGAAGUUCAUAGGGCCCUGUCUUAUGGGGAAGGUGGACCCCACUGUUAAGUCUGAGCCCUAUUUUCCCUUUUCAAUGGCCUUAGCAGGAGCCUCCCCAUUUCUAGAAGGAUUUAGCUUCUGCUACCAUGGGCCUCUUUAAUCUACAACCUCUUCCAAUCUACUGGCUGCCUGCAAACAAGCCCAAGUCAUCUUCAUUGAUUCUCAAUCAUUGGCAAACUGGUUUCCUACCUCCUCACUUAAUUAAGGCUGUUCUCUCCAAAGUUACCAAAAUUCUCUUAUUUGCUGAAGCCCUGGCCUUUUUUCACUCUUAAUUUCUCUAUUGGUUGAGACACUAUUGACCAUUCUCUCUACUAGAUAUUCUCUCCUCCCUCCCAAGCCAAAAAUUACCUUGGAUUUACUUUAUUUAUAUUUUGCAUCAUUUUAUAUAUGUGUAUGUGUUCUCUCCCUACCCCAUGUCAACUCUUGGAGGGUAAAGUCUGUUACAUUCUUUAUUCCACAUGCCUAACACUGUGUCUGGCACAUAGUAGGCACUUCAAUACUUGUAAGUCAGUGAUUUCAUCAACUUCCAUCUUUCUACAGAUGACUCCCAAAUUCAGCCCUAUUUUCUCUUCUGAACUCUGGGGUUCUCAACCCCAGCUGUCUCCUGGAAAUCUCCACCAAGGUAGCCAUUCCAUAGGUGCCUCACAAUAGAAAUGUUCCAAACAGAACUCAUUGUAUUUCCAAAUUUCAUUACCUCCUCAAAAUUUCCAAAUUUUGUCCAGGGUACCAUGCCUCUAGGCCACCUAGGUGAUGCUAUGGAUAGAGUGCCAAGUCUGGAGUCCGGAAGACCUGAGUUCAGAUUUGACCUCAGACAUUAGCUGGAUGACCCUCAGCAAGUCACUUGACCCUGUUUGUCUCAGUUUCCUUAUCUGUAAAAUAAGCUGGAGAAGAAAAUGGCAAACCACUUCAGUAUCCCUGCCAAGAAUAUACCAAAAGGGAUUGUGAAGAAUUGGACCCAACUGAAAAUGACUAAAUCACAGUAAUCAUCUUUCUACUCAUUCCAGUUGACAACCUUGAAGGCAUCACUGACUCUUCUCUCCCUCUCUCCCAUUUCCAACUCCUAUAUGAGGCAAGUCACCCAACCUCUUCCUCUAUAAAAUGAGGCAGUUAGGCUAGAUGACUUGUCAAGUUCCUUCCAGCUCUGAAUCUAUGAUCCGAUGAGUCCCUCCAGUAUAUAAUGAUAUCCUCCUCUUGAAAUGAAUUGAUAUCCCUUUCUAUAUACUUUGCAUUUAUUUAUUCUAAUAUAUGUUUUAUUUGUACCCUACGUCUAGUAGCAUGUAAGCUCCUUGAGGGCAGAAGGUUUCUUUUCCUUUUUUUUUGUCUUUGUAUCUCUGGUAUCUGACAUAAUGCCAGAUAUAUAGUAGGUGCCUAAUAAAUAACUGCAAAAGAAUUAGAUUCUUUUA